AUGUCUCAUCUAUCUCAAGCUCACGUUAAACAUCUAUACGAACAGUUCGGGGAACUGAAAGUCCUCGACGACAUUAUCCGUCACAGGGCUGCCGAUGAUCCACCCGCGCCAAUUCUUGCAUAUCCACGCCCGAACACUGUAGCAGACUAUGAGUACUUCACGGGGAAAGAUCUAGAUCGACUGAUCAACGGAGCUGCGUUGCAAUAUCUAUCCCUGGGAUUGAAUCUAAAUGAACACAAAGUCGUUGGCCUCCUAGCCCCGUCUAAUAUCGACUUUAUCGUCUCUUUCUUUGCACUUAGCCGGCUCGGUCAUACGGUCUUGGCCCUGUCUCUGCGCAUUGCUCCUGUUGCAGUGGUCAAUCUUCUCAAGCAGACGGCAUGCAGCACUAUUGUGCAUGGAGACACGACACAGAUCCGGUCGACACUGCAAAGCCUUGACGCCGAUUUCCCAAUCAGCACUUAUACCCUUCCCCUGCGCAGCGAAUAUGACCAACCCUCGCGGAGGCCCGAGGAGCGCCUCGUCCGGCAUAUCGACCGAGAGAAGGAGAACACCGAGAUUGCGCUGAUUAUGCACUCCUCCGGCUCGACUGGGCUCCCCAAAGCGGUGAUGCUGACGCACCGAGCCUUACUCACCCAUCCCACGCAGGGGUCAGGAUUGCACAAUUUCAACGCCCUGCCGUGGUACCACCUCUACGGCGUGUCGACGUCGCUGCAGGCGAUGUGGAUGCGCAGGACAGCACAUUUGUAUAAUGCCGCGAUGCCGAUCACGUCGGACGCACUGAUUCAGAUCCUCGAAAUAGUGAAGCCGGAGGCUGUUCAUACAGUGCCGUACGUGCUGGGUCUGAUGGCGGAGAAGCCUCGGGGGGUUGAGCUUCUGCGAAGAUGCCAGGUUGUGACGGGGGCAGGCGCACGUACCCCCGACGAGUUGGGAGAUCGACUGGUCCGCGAGGGAGUCAACCUAGGAAUUGUAUUCGGGACGACGGAAGCUGGACUCGCAGGCGAUACGAUGCGACGAGCCAAAGGCGAUGACUCAUGGAACUUUAUCCGAAUCUAUGCCAACAUCCGGGAUAACGUGGUUAUGAAGGAUAUUGGUGACGGACUUUACGAGUGCGUCUAUCUCAAGGGCCAUCCGGCCUUGUCGACAUCAAACUCGGACGACCCAGCCCCUGGAUCGUGGCAUUCCAAGGACGUCUUCAUGCCUCAUGCGAGCAUUCCAGACGUCUGGAAGUACGUCACUCGCAUCGAUGAUCGGAUUACCCUCGUCAACGGAGAAAAGGUGCUUCCACUUCCUAUUGAAGGCCGGAUCCGCGAAGACGAGCUUGUUCGCGAGGCCGUCGUCGUCGGUGUCGAUAGAACGAUUCCGGGCCUCUUAGUCUUCCGCGCACCUGCAGGCGAUGAUAUGCCCGAAGAUGACUACCUCGAUGCCAUUUGGCCGGCGAUUGCCGACGCGAAUACCCGAGCAGAAGGGUUCUCUCAGAUUACCAGGGAGAUGGUGGCCCUAAUCCCCUCGAACGUGGCGUAUCCUCAAACCGACAAGAGGAGCAUCAUCCGCGCCCAAGUCUACCGCCAAUUCGCGGAGCAGAUCGAGAGUAUGUAUACGCGACUGGACGGAGAGCAAGAAGGAUUACUCCUACUAGAUCUCCCCGGAUUAGAGGCAUGUCUUCAGACCAUCUUCCACGACAUCGUCGGGGUGGCGGUUGAGUCUUUGGAGACGGACCUUUUCACGGCCGGAGUAGACAGUCUCAAGGCGAUUCAGAUGCGUCGAGUGAUUCAGAAGACCAUCGCGUUGAACGGCCAUACCCUACCGCAGAAUAUCGUGUACACCAAAGGAAACAUCCGCAGACUGGCUGGGUAUCUGCAUGCUCUGGUCAAUCAGACUGAGAAGGUAGUCGAUGACAAGGAGACCAGUGUGGCGACCUUGAUUGAGCGAUAUUCUCGCUUCCAGGAGCACAAAUACCUGAACGGCGUGACCAACGGCCAUGGGCACAACGAUCAACGAAAUGCCGUGAUCCUCACCGGCGCCACCGGCUCCAUUGGCGCGCAUCUCCUGCACCAGCUCCUGACCCUUGAAACCAUCGAUAUUAUCUACUGCUUCUGCCGCGGCAAAAAUCCCAUCCUUCGCGUCCUCCGCUCACUUGAAGCACGAGGCCUCACUCUCCCCCGACACCCUACGCGCACCGCCCAGAUAAUUGCCUUGACCACCGACCUCGACCAGCCCGAUUUCGGCCUGGACCAAGACACACUGCGGCAGCUGCGUCGAGACGUCUCGCUGAUCAUCCACAGCGCCUGGCCGGUGAACUUCAACAUCCCGCUGUCCAGCUUCGAGCCGCAUGUCGCGGGCCUGCAUCAUCUGCUGCAGUUCUCACUCUCCGUGCACCAACACAAUCCCGCACAGCUGUUCUUCUGCUCAUCCAUCUCAGCCGCGUGGAACGCUCCAGUCACCACACGUUCCAUCCCGGAGACGGCGCUCGAGGACCUCAGCUUCGCCGCUGGCAUGGGAUACGCGCAAUCGAAGCUCGUCGGCGAGCAUAUCGUCCGGAAUGCGGCGCGGCAGGGCGCACGGAGCUAUGUGCUUCGUAUCGGACAGGUCGUCGGAGACACAGACAAGGGGAUCUGGAACGCUGGGGAGAGUAUCCCGCUGAUGAUCCAGUCCGCUCAGUCGAUGAAAAUGCUGCCAGAUUUGAACGAGACAUGCAGCUGGCUUCCAGUCGAUAUCCUGGCCACCGCAAUCCUCGAGAUCGCAACGACAUGCGGUCGGGGUCCUCCGCCCCGAAAGACCAACGCCGCCCAUCCCGCUGUCUUCUAUAACCUCGUGAACCCGUCCGAGUUCGAAUGGCUGGAUGUACUUUCUCAGCUGCGUCGUGCGGGGCUGGAAUUUGGAAUCGUCCCAUUCUCGCAGUGGUUGGAUGCCUUGAGAGACAGCGCGGCGAGGGGUGAGGAGGAGCAGAAUCCGGCAAUCAAACUGGUCGAGUAUUAUGAAGAGACGUACGCGGCUGGGCGCAGGGGAAAACAGGCUAGGUUUGAGGUUGACUAUGCGAGGAGGGAUAGUGAGGUUAUGAGAGGGGCCUGCGAUGUGUUGGGGAUGGGGUUGGUGGAGAAGUUCUGGGAAGUGUGGCGGCGGGAGAAAUAGAGAUGGAAUAUCAUGUGCAGCGUGCUUCAAACCACCGAGGCCUUUGACAUCACGUCUAUGAUAUUUGAAGUAAUCAAUUCUUGCUUUUAAACUGAGCCAGGGGGGUUGGACCAUCUUUGCUUCUGGCUUAGUUUUAG
This is a messenger RNA of Aspergillus steynii IBT 23096, 3266 nucleotides long. Its product is annotated as acetyl-CoA synthetase-like protein. The coding region runs from base 1 to 3129 and encodes 1042 amino acids. The record is from RefSeq and is a predicted model, not a curated record. The transcript is spliced from 5 exons. Gene Ontology annotation, molecular function: phosphopantetheine binding. NCBI's taxonomy places the organism in Eukaryota, Fungi, Ascomycota, Eurotiomycetes, Eurotiales, Aspergillaceae.